Messenger RNA from Penaeus chinensis, 579 nucleotides. RefSeq lists its product as uncharacterized. The annotation marks the transcript as partial. The record is from RefSeq and is a predicted model, not a curated record. The transcript is spliced from 2 exons. NCBI's taxonomy places the organism in Eukaryota, Metazoa, Arthropoda, Malacostraca, Decapoda, Penaeidae.
AUGCAAAUUUGGUCUCAAGAACUUCAACAAACUCGGAAGUUCCAGCUUAUUGGACAUAAUAAUAAUAAUAAUAAUAAUAAUAAUAAUAAUAAUAAUAAUAAUAAUAAUAAUAAUAAUAAUAAUAAUAAUAAUAAUAAUAAUAAUAAUAAUAAUAAUAAUAAUAAUAAUAAUAAUAAUAAUAAUAAUAAUAAUAAUAAUAAUAAUAAUAAUAAUAAUAAUAAUAAUAAUAAUAAUAAUAAUAAUAAUAAUAAUAAUAAUAAUAAUAAUAAUAAUAAUAAUAAUAAUAAUAAUAAUAAUAAUAAUAAUAAUAAUAAUAAUAAUAAUAAUAAUAAUAAUAAUAAUAAUAAUAAUAAUAAUAAUAAUAAUAAUAAUAAUAAUAAUAAUAAUAAUAAUAAUAAUAAUAAUAAUAAUAAUAAUAAUAAUAAUAAUAAUAAUAAUAAUAAUAAUAAUAAUAAUAAUAAUAAUAAUAAUAAUAAUAAUAAUAAUAAUAAUAAUAAUAAUAAUAAUAAUAAUAAUAAUAAUAAUAAUAAUAAUAAUAAUAAUAAUAAUAAUAAUAAUAAUAAUAAUAAUAAUAAUAAU